Rhinichthys klamathensis goyatoka is the source of this 1022-nucleotide messenger RNA. It is a transcript of the gene tnni2a.2, whose product is annotated as troponin I type 2a (skeletal, fast), tandem duplicate 2. Gene Ontology annotation, cellular component: troponin complex. Bases 318 to 854 code for a protein of 178 amino acids. Gene Ontology annotation, biological process: muscle contraction. The transcript has 7 exons. NCBI's taxonomy places the organism in Eukaryota, Metazoa, Chordata, Actinopteri, Cypriniformes, Leuciscidae. The record is from RefSeq and is a predicted model, not a curated record.
GGAUAUAAAUGAUUAUGAAUCACAUAGGGCUUUGUGAGAAAGUCAUUCUUAGAAUAAAAGAAUAACUAUCUUGAAGGACAGGAUAUUUAUACUGAAGGCGCAGCGAAGGAGGGAUAGUGCCGUAUUUCAUGACCUUGUCAGCUCAUUGGUUUGGUGGGUAAUCCACUUCCAUAAAGAGAAACCAUGGAUUUGCAGAGAGAUCAGAGAAUGCAAUAUAUAUCUUCCUAGCAUGUCUGCUGUCUGUGUCUUGGUUUGACAGCCAUCUGUCCAAGACGUUCCUCUGUUCUUCAAGAAGGUUGUAAAGAACACUCUCCAAAAUGUCUGACAAACGAAUGUCUAGUAGUAAAAAACACAGCCUGAAGAGCUUGAUGCUCGUGGUUGCAAAAGACUUAAUAGAAGCAGAGAACAUCGAGAAGAAGGAGGAGAGGAAGAGAUACAUGGAAGAACAUUGUCCUCCGUUUUCAUGUCCAAGCUCCAAAGAAGAACUACAGGAGCUCUGCAAAGAGUUACAUGAAAAAAUCAAUGUUAUUGAUGAGGAGAGAUAUAUUCUUGAGCACAAAGCCAUCAUGGUCGUUAAUGAGGUCAAAGACUUAAAUAUCAAGAUCGUUGACCUGAAAGGCAAGUUCAAGAAGCCUCCUUUGAAGAAAGUGCGCAUGUCUGCUGACGCUAUGCUUCAGGCUCUUCUGGGCUCCAAGCACAAGGUCUCCAUGGAUCUGAGAGCCAACCUGAAACAAGUCAAGAAGGAGGUCAAAGAGGAGGAUAAAGAACUGCGUGAUGUUGGAGACUGGCGUAAGAACAUUGAGGAUAAGGCUGGUAUGGGCGGCAGGAAGAAGAUGUUUGAAACUGAAUCUUGAAGACGAUUAUGAGUGAUCCGCUAUGAUCAUUUCCAGACUUGGAUCUAAAUAAAAUGUACUACUUAAAGGUUCUGUAGGAACAGUUUAAUUUAUAGUCCAUAGAAAUACCACAGAUUGACUGUUUGCCAAAAUCAUACCUUUUCUAAAUAAACAACCUAACUAUAAUAA